Molecule: messenger RNA, 3521 nt
Organism: Patella vulgata (common limpet)
Lineage: Eukaryota; Metazoa; Mollusca; Gastropoda; Patellidae
Product: galactosylceramide sulfotransferase
Exons: 4
Coding region: 73-1458 (461 amino acids)
Biological process (GO): glycolipid biosynthetic process
Cellular component (GO): membrane
Molecular function (GO): galactosylceramide sulfotransferase activity
Source: RefSeq, a predicted model, not a curated record
UCGCUAACCUGAAGGCACCGUUUUCGAUCCCUGAGUUGGCCGAGAACGUUUAUCGGGAUAUUACGUUGCAGAAUGGUCAAAAGUAUUGCCAGUGAAAAACUUAGCAGCAGGAUGAGUAAACGAAAUUCCAAAGCUUGCUGUAACUGUUUCGUAAAGUAUUGUUUUAAUCAAGUCGACUCAUUUCAAAGCCCUAGAAAGAAACCCUACAAAUUUAUUUUCCUGUUGAUUGUGACGCUAGUUAUCAUCUAUGUAACACAAACGUCAAAAACAAUAUUAAACCAACCGCCUCUUUCUGAAUUGAGACGUUACAGUAGGUCCCCAUCAAAUCAUUUAACAACGCCAUUUCCUGUGAAUGAGUUACGCCAUGUUGCUUUUUUAAAGGUUCACAAAGCCUGUAGUUCAACUGUUUUAAAUAUAAUAUACAGGUUUGGAUUUCAGAGAGGUCUUACUUUUGUGUUGCCGAGGAAAGGCAACUAUCUUGGCGGUCGUUCAUCGAGUAGGCCUAUAGAGAAACACCGAAUUCUGCCACCAUCUUUGAACAAAACAUACGACAUGUUGUGUAACCACGUGAUAUUCAACAAGACCAUAUUUGGUCAUUAUCUGCCUAGGGACACGGUAUAUAUUGCUAUAGUAAGAGAUCCUUACGAACGCUUUAGGUCUGCCUACCAUUACUAUCGAACAGUAUAUCGAAUAGGAUAUCUCAUACAUGGUCCAACCGGAGCUGAUCAUUUUGAACAAUUUAUAGCCAACCAAGAUAUCUACGAGCCCACCAAUCCGUAUCAUUCUUACACCAACAACAGAAUGGCUGUGGAUUUUGGAUUUCCAACUAAAUACUUCAAAAAUUCUACUAAAAUGUUGAAAUACGUGCAGGACUUGGACUUAACAUUCGAUCUAGUUAUGAUAACUGAACGAUUUGACGAAUCUAUGAUACUUUUACGAAGAAUGUUAAAUUGGUCAUUCAAGGAUAUAUUGUACAUAAAGCUGAAUGCUCUCAAAAAUAAACCCAAGAAUAACAUCAAUUCUACCAUGAUGGACAAAGUUAAGAAAUUCUCAGAAUUGGAUUAUAUUCUGUAUAACUAUUUUUACGAAAAAUUUGAUAAGCGGGUUAAGCAGCAACCUUCUAAUUUUAGCGACGAAGUUUCCGUAUUUACAUCAAUACGCGAACAAGUGGCUACGUUUUGUUUAACUACGACUUCCAAUGAAACAUAUCUAUGGGUAGCAGACACAAAGUGGAGUGAAGCUUUCACAAUUUCUUACAUGGAUUGCAAACAGAUAAAACUGGGCGAAUUAAAAUUUCUGAGUAUUUUAGUGAAAGAGCAAAAAUCGAGAAUAAGUAGAGUCGGGGUCAAUAGAAAAUUCUUUGAUUCGAUUUCUGAUAUUCACUUCGGAAAACAGUUCAGAUACCUCCCACAGCAUGUCAAAAGAAAGGAACAGAAACGUGAAAAACGAGAUGCAUAACCUAUGGAAAUAGUAUGCGGGCAUAUGAGGAAGAUGGUCCAUCUUACUAUUAUUAAGCUUUUUCGAAAAUUAUCGUUUGGAAUGCAGUAAAAUUGUGAAUGCAGGGCAAGUUAAGGUUAUAAAAACAGCGUACUAUGUUAUAUUGCACCGAGUUUACUUUCUAAAAAGGGGCAUCGGCUUCAUAAAUCCAAGGUCAAAUUAUCUUGUUAUAUCUAAUAGUAAUGUGUGUGUCGCGCACAAAACAGAAGAACUACGCCUUUUCUAGAACACCUGAUAAAACAUCUGAUUUGUUCAGAAAUUUCAAGCAGCCAACAAUUUUUUGCUGUAGUGUUGUAUUUCGGACAGUGACUCUGUGGGUGACUUUCUACCAGCUAUACCCGUCUUUUUAAACUAAUCCAAAAUGUUACUUCAAAAAAAGCAAUAUGAAGUGACGGGUAUCGUGCACACGGCGCGGAUGGCAUGUUUGCUUUUCCUAUGGCACGUGAUACCACUUUGACGUUGUCCCUUGCCAGACCUGCGGUAACAUUGUGAAGUUUCACUAAAUCCCUGACCAUUUCAGUAAUUGUAAUCAAAACUCUGUUAUGUGUCUUCAUCUGUAUACAUCAGGGGCCGGUUGUUCAAAGCUCCAUUUACUUAUAACGACCUGUUAACAUGAAGUUAACGAAUCGUUAUCUUUAACGGAGAAAAAGCUUGUUGCUGAAUCCCCGUUAACUUUAACAUGUUGUUAUAUUUAACGAUGGUAUUGGAAUUAGUCGUCUGUCAGUCGAAACAUACCCAAGUAGCAAAAAUCCAUAGAUUACCUGUGUAGUUUCCUAUAGAAUUCUAUAGAACAUUCUAGAAUUAUUUGGGGGGAGUGGGAAAGGGCGGUAUCUCAUUGUCUAUCGAAUGAAAUUCUAUAGUAUUCUACAGAAUGAAUUUUCGGGGGCUGUAGGAAAUAACAUUUUACAGUUUCUGUAGUGCAGACCCUAUAAUUGUCCUAUAGAUUUAUGCUACAAUUUCUAGCAAUUUAUUCUAAUUCUAUAGAUUUUUUUUCUAGAGUUUUCUGUAGGAAAUUCUGCAGUUAUCUUUUUGUCUUUAGUUAAUUUGUGUGAACAGACUGCGCAGUUGUCCUGCUGUUUCAGUUUCUUACUAACUCCAAUGAAGUUGUUAUACAUGUACAUUUACAAUGAAUUUAAAUAUUUAAAAAUUCAGCCAAUGAACAAACAGUCGUUUCUUAGAUUAACUUUAAUCUGUCCGGUAGCUAACUGAUAAUAAAAUUGGCUUUCCAGCAACAGAAAUUUAACGGACCGUUAACAAACGUGACACAUUAGCAAGAUAACGAUCUGUUACAGUUUUAACGGAUCGUUAAAAUAACUUGAGUUUUGAGCAACCGGUCCCAGAUAAAAAUAUUCAUGCGUUAUUCUGUUUUGGAGAUGUUGACACGAGUUAAUUCAGGUAGAAUAAAGAAUUUGACUUACAUUUGUUAUCUAUUAUUUGUUUAAUCAUGGUAAUGAGUGGGAUGAAUUGUACAAACUUUAAUUGAACUUGUAGGUCACUGCAUUCAGUUAAUUCACGAACUCGGUAAUUUAACAAGGCUUGUAUUCUUCAGAACGAAAUGGCAUGUUUCUUUUUUGUGUGAUGUGUCUUUCGAGAUUUUCUCCAUGACUGAUUAUCUGCUAGAUGAAAACGUAAAACACUUUCGCUUUCAGGUGUGAAUGCACUUGAUAGUUGUUGAUGCUUAAAGUCGGGGGAGAGAGAGCAAGAGAGAGAGAGAGAGAAAGCGAGAGAGAGAGGGAGAGACAUAUCGUCACCAUUACUACGAAAAUAAUUGAAUUUUGAAUUCUGGUUAAAAGUGAUGAAUCCGGGUCUUAUCCAUGGUUACAGGGCUAAAAUAGACAGACGCACAUUUCAUUCUUUAGAAAUCAGACGCGCAUUGGGUUCUUUAGACGACCAUUUAAAGAUGUAAUGGUUUCCUGGUUAGACUUUUACAGCACUGUGGAUGGAGACAAAGACAUGUUAACUUUAAAUAUUGUAUUGUAGACUACUGUGUAACUGUUGUGACAUAAAAGCAUUUAGCAAAAACA